Molecule: messenger RNA, 552 nt
Organism: Aspergillus pseudonomiae
Lineage: Eukaryota; Fungi; Ascomycota; Eurotiomycetes; Eurotiales; Aspergillaceae
Exons: 3
Coding region: 1-552 (183 amino acids)
Source: RefSeq, a predicted model, not a curated record
AUGGACUUCCCAGACGCCAAGCCUGCUGUCUUUGUCCUCAUCGUCAACGAGGAAAAACAAAUUUUACUUGGGCGAAGAAAGGUCGGCCCUCAAGAAGGCACCUUGUCCCCUCCCCUAGGCCCUUUCGCCCCCACCGAACUCAGGGUGUCUAAUAUAAAAAGUGUGGUUUCGAAGGAGACCGGUCUGGGCUUCAACUACACUUCCUUUGUACUGGUAGUUCACCUUUCGAGUGAGCUCCCGCAGAGCAAGGACUAUUUUCCUACGUGGGUAGGGGUCAAACUCCAUCAUGCGAUUGGUCAGAAGGAGCCCAUGACUCCUGAAAGCAGUGCAUACGAAAGUUGGAAAUGGGUAAGCAAGGACGAGCUUGAGAGGUUGUACGAAGAAUAUAAGGCUGCUGAGGAAGACGGGAAGAUAGACGAUUUCAAGGGAGAGAUAUUAUGCCUCACCUUGCGAGUACUGCUAAAGAAUCAAGGUCGUGGCACCCACAGUAUCAACCACUUGUUUGAUAUUCCUUCUGCCUACCCCUCGUUGGAUUCCUCAGGCCUGUAUUAA